Molecule: messenger RNA, 1096 nt
Organism: Dinoponera quadriceps
Lineage: Eukaryota; Metazoa; Arthropoda; Insecta; Hymenoptera; Formicidae
Product: alpha-tocopherol transfer protein-like
Exons: 1
Coding region: 487-798 (103 amino acids)
Source: RefSeq, a predicted model, not a curated record
UUAGUACAGGUUGUUGAAACAAUCUAUCAGAAAGAAUUACGCAUAUACGUUAUAUAAACACUUAUUUUACUACUUUUCACAGCAUGCAUAAAAUGUUUAAAGAUGAAGAAACGAGGCCAAACGAAUCAAUAUGAGAUUGCCAAGAAUAGGGAACAAAGAUCAAAAGAUCGAACGAGAUAAAUAUUGAGACGGUAAGGAAUAGCACAUCAUUAUCAAAGUACGACAGUCAAGCAAACAUCUGACAUUUCUUGUUACUGUUUCGCAAAGAAAAUUACCAUUAAUCAAACUUAUUUGCACUGUUAUCAUAUAAUUUGACGAACAGUUAUUAGUAGAAAUUAGUUUCCAUCAAGGCAGGUAAUGAAAAAUGUAGCUUGAAAUGAAAAAUGUAACUUGGUAAACAAAUGUUUAUCUGAGGAAUUUAUUGAGUUUGAUCAGUCUUGUGGCAGUGAAGUGCAAGUGAAAUUUGAUAAAAAAUACGAGUUUUAAAUGAUGUCUCCAAUAAAGUGCAUUACUAUCGAAGAAGAACUGAAGAAAAAUCCAGAACUAAAAUUAUCGGACAUGCAGAUUCUGAGGGAAUGGUGCAAAGNUCUGACGAAAUGGUGCAAAGAACAACCACAUCUGCCGAAAAUCCAGGACGUGAAGCUCGCCAUAUUUAUACAUAACACUUACUAUCACAUAGAGUCGACGAAGAAAAUGGUUGAAAAUUAUUACACUUGUAGAACUCAUAUGCCGGAAUUAUUUUCCAAUAGAGACAUACUGAAAGAGAAACGAUUACGAGAUGCUUUCAAAACCGUGUAAGCAUAAUAUUUUUUUAUAUUAAUCGCUGAACAACUUGAAUAUAUACAUAUUAGUUUUACUACGUAUUUAAACACAUUACAUAGCCUCGUCAUAAAUUCUAUCAAACAAAUUUCAAUAAUUCUUGUUUUGAGAAAUUAGAAUGGAGGUUAGUUGCACAUCAGUUAUUUUGCAGUUAUGUCAGGACACACAAAAUAUUAAAAAUUUUGUAGAAUUAUUAUGCAUUAUUUAAAACAGGAAAAUAUGCUCAUAAAAAUUUUGGCGCAUUAAAAACAAUUGGUAUAAACGAACGUUUUGCAUA